ACAUUUCCACUGAUUCAAAGGUAUUUAGUGGAAAUGGCUGAAAAAUUUGAUAAUCUGGAGGAGCAUCUGGAGAAGUUUAUCGAGAAUAUUCGGCAGCUGGGGAUCAUAGUUAGCGACUUCCAGCCCAGCAGUCAGACAGGACUCAACCAGAAACUAAAUUUCAUGAUAUCUGGACUGCAAGAUAUCGAGAAGUGUCGUCAGCAGCUCCAUGAGAUCAAUGUACCUCUGGAGGUCUUUGAGUACAUUGACCAAGGUCGAAACCCUCAGCUGUACACCAAGGAAUGUCUGGAGAGAGCCUUGGCGAGGAAUGAGCAGGUCAAAGGGAAGAUUGACACUAUGACGAAAUUCAAGAGUCUUCUUAUCUCAGAGCUCGGCAAAGUCUUUCCAGAGGAGAUGUCCAGGUAUAAGGCUAUACAUGGUGAAGAUGCCCCCUCCUAGUAGCUGCUGAGCCAUGACUCCUGACCCUCUAACCUGUGAGCCUUGCGAUAGGAGCCUGAAUGGAGUUUGACCAAUUAGUAUCAUCUGUGGUUUGUCGCAGAAUACGACGACAGCCCAUUUAUUAUUCUCUAAAUCUUGUGAUGCUGGAGUGAACCCUGUGGGAGAAGGUUUUGUUUCUACUCGACACCCUGGCUCGGCAAAUCCUCCCAUUUCUUCAUAUUUAAACCUAAUUUAAAGAAAUACAAAUCCACAGCAAGUAAGAUGGAGAGGUGUUUUUCAUGUUCCAGCUGAUACAUAUCGAGUAUGGAGUUGGAAGCAUUUCUUACAACUCACAAUUGUACAGCAGAACAUGUUCACGGUAGGCAUGCCUCUGAUUGUGCUUCAAGGAAUGACCUUUUAUCGGUUGUACAUACAGUAUAUAUAAACCCUCGCACUCUACUUUUGUAAUGCUUCCUAAUCAUUGUGCAACAUUCAUUUGCACCACAUGUAGUUCUAGACAUUUUGUAUCAAUCUCAGGUUUCUUAUGGCCAUGACUUUUGAACGCAAAUGUUAUUGAUGGUAAUUUUGUGCCUGAUCACUUGACAUGGUCAGAAUUGAGUCUUCUCUUUAUUUGUUACUUGUUUGUAUUAUAUUUUUUUGGUAUUAAAUUAUCCAUGUUGGA
Messenger RNA from Labrus mixtus (cuckoo wrasse), 1099 nucleotides. RefSeq names its product mediator complex subunit 10 (gene med10). Bases 34 to 438 code for a protein of 134 amino acids. The transcript has 4 exons. Lineage: Eukaryota; Metazoa; Chordata; Actinopteri; Labriformes; Labridae. Gene Ontology annotation, cellular component: mediator complex; chromatin. Gene Ontology annotation, molecular function: transcription coregulator activity. The record is from RefSeq and is a predicted model, not a curated record. Gene Ontology annotation, biological process: positive regulation of transcription by RNA polymerase II.